AUGCCUCUCAGAAAGAAGUUAUCGACCAUCUGGAACCGGAUCAAUUCUACAGCUGGUGAAGGACGAUGUACGGCUGGAACCAAGCCUGCACAAAUAGUAGUGGCACGCAGCAUAACCUACUUGAAUGUAGCAAUCGAAACUUCGGCGCUGGAUCUGUCUGACAUACCGUACGGGACCAGGGGCGAACACACUAACGUACUGGGGCCACCUCUUACGUCUUAUGCACCACUAUUGCAGUGUAACGGCACAGCACCUCAGAGAGCUACAGUAGACACUGCACUUGGGCAACCCGCAAUUGACCUCACGUUCAGCAAGGAGAUAUUAACGGCCCGCAGAGACACAGCAAUCUCCGCCGAAACCGGACAGCAGAGUACCCCUCCGUCGUCGGACCAUGGUCGCCCACUUACCAUUCUCACGAUCGUGCAGGAGCUGAGGGCCCAACUAGCAAGCGAGGAGGAGGCUGAUGGCUAUCCUUUGAAAACCGUUGCCAGCCGACAGCAUGCACACGGAAGAGCUACGAAUGAGAUCAGCCAGGCAAUGUCCCGGGAACUGUAG
Messenger RNA from Baudoinia panamericana UAMH 10762, 555 nucleotides. RefSeq lists its product as uncharacterized. Bases 1 to 555 code for a protein of 184 amino acids. The record is from RefSeq and is a predicted model, not a curated record. The transcript has a single exon. Lineage: Eukaryota; Fungi; Ascomycota; Dothideomycetes; Mycosphaerellales; Teratosphaeriaceae.